UAAAAUAUCGAGAAGAGAGGUAGGUGGUGACAAUGCUAACUUGGCAUACAUUUUCAGCACAUAUAAUAUAAAACCGUAGCUGUCUUAGAAUGGAUGCCAGGUUGAGGGAGGCUGCUUAUGAAGGAAACAUCGAACGCUUGUAUGCAUUAAUUCGAGAGGAUCCAAGUAUUUUGGAGCGCAAUAUCGAUGAUAAAUUGUUAGCUGAGACUCCUUUACAUGUGGCUGCAUCAACUGGUAACCAUCACUUCGCCGCAGAAGUCAUGAGGUUGAAGCCGUCGUAUGCCAGGAAGCUCAACCCGGAUGGCCUUAGUCCCACGCACCUUGCUCUUCUAGGUAAGCAUGAUGGCAUGGUGGAGUGGUUCGUCUCGAUUGACAGCAGCCUAGUCCACGACAAAGGAAGAGACGGCACAACUCCUUUGCAUCAUGCGGUUGCUGUGGAAAAUGUCAAUCUUUUGAGAUUGUUCCUAUUGGCUCGCCCACGCUCUAUUGAAGAUUUGACAGCUAGACGAGAAACUGCACUGCAUAUUGCUCUCAAAUUCCACAAUCAGCAAAUUUUUGAAGUGUUGGUGGAAUGGCUAAAAAGGGUUGAGAAGGAAGACAUCUUGAAUUGGGCUGAUGAGGAUGGCAACACUCUCUUGCAUAUGGCAACAUCAAAAAAUCUAACCCAGGCAAUAAAAGUGUUGUUGAGCGAAAAAGUGAUUAAAAAGAUAAAUGUAAAUGCCAAGAACAACAUGGGCUUAACAGCUUUGGACAUCUUUCAAGUACUUCCAAAGGAAUUGGACAAUAAAGAGAUCGGGAAUAUGCUAUGCGGAGCUAAAGCAUUAAGAGGAAUAUCUGUUAACCAUGACCCCCUCAAAGAAAUACAUGAUCAUAUCACCAAAAACACGUCCCUGCUUGAAAAAGUAAAGAAAUCGCGAGACAGGGACAUGUCUCAGGCGGUACUAACAGUGGCUGUACUGAUUGCAACAACCACAUUUCAAGCCGUGCUCAGCCCUCCUGGUGGAUUGUGGCAAGAUGACAAUAGUAUCCCACAAACUGUGCCUCGCAACUUUAGAGCACAUAUUGCCGGGAAGUCAACAAUGAGGCCAUGGCAGUUCUGUGCUUUCUAUUUGUUGAACAGUGUGACCUUUUAUGCGUCGAUGAGUAUAAUUCGCCUCUACACAAUAGGCCUCCCUCAUAAACUGUUGGAUAUAUCUCAAAUCUUUCUCAGUGCAACCUAUUCUUGUUCUUUGAUCCUUAUCACACCGAUGACCCGAGACACUUACACCCUUACAGUAGAAAACAGAAUAUGUUGCCAGUUGGUAAUCCUUUUACAUUGUCUGAAUUUUAUUCAUAUCAUCGCAUUUAUAAGGACCUCGUGGUGGCUGAGGUUACUUUACUUUCUUAACAGACAAAUUAGACUACCAUACAUGUUCAUUCUCAUCUUCUUCAUUAUGUUUUACGUUAUUCCUUCUUAUGUAAUCUACUAGUUCACCCAUGCGCAGACACAAUCUUGUAACUAGCUUGUUGUUAAGGUUGGAGGGUUGACAAUGGUUGGGGGCGAGGCCAGGCUACCCUUGUUCAUGUACAAGAUUCUGUGAUAUCAUGUUGUAUAUUGAUAUAAUUGUUGUUUUGAUUAAUAUAUAUUGCUCUCCCUCUAUAUUUUUAUUUUUAUUUUUAUUUUUUUAAGUUAGCUGAAUAAUAAAACACGGACUAAAUGUAAUUCACGGGAACU
Messenger RNA from Cornus florida, 1714 nucleotides. RefSeq names its product ankyrin repeat-containing protein BDA1-like. The record is from RefSeq and is a predicted model, not a curated record. The transcript is spliced from 2 exons. Gene Ontology annotation, molecular function: protein binding. The coding region runs from base 90 to 1469 and encodes 459 amino acids. Lineage: Eukaryota; Viridiplantae; Streptophyta; Magnoliopsida; Cornales; Cornaceae.